AUGUCACAAGUCAUACAGAACCACGUGUUGCGUGUUGGACAGAGCGUGUGUGUUUCCUCACAGGAGGAAAGUAAGAGCUUGCACCCAGGCUGCUCCUCUCUGCCGAUGAAAUACACCUACUACUCGGCACAGGGCUGGGCUGACCAGCCAGCAAUGGUGCUUCAAGGAGCCCACCCUGUGUUUGAGCAACAAAAUACCUCUCUGGAGAGACCCAAUGCCCUGUAUCAGCCAAAGGAUGAGGAGAGGGAGGACACCGGCACAGAUCCUGAGGCUCACCUGGUGUCUCCUACGUUGGACAUCUCGAUUGAGAGCCUCAACCAGCUGAUCCUGGAAAUAGAUCCGACCUUUCAGCCGCUCAUGUGCAAGCCAGUGAAGGAGGCGGUCCAGGCUGCUUCUCAGGGUGACACUGCUGCCACCAAGAAACAAGAUCGGGAGGCAAUAGACAUUAAAUACAUAGAGAUGACUCCAAGCAGAGCCACAAGUUCCGAGCUGCUGCAGGGCUCCCCCAGCCCUUCAGGCACACCAUUCUCAAGGUCUCCCCAGGGCAACAGCUUCCUGCCCCAAAAAGGGGGUCUCAGAGGUAACUACAGCACCAGUGGCAACGUGGUUUUCUCAAGCCCAGCCAGCCCCUUGAGCCCCUGCUCAGGCACCUCGAGCUGCGCUGCCUCCCCGCCCCAAAGCACCGCGUCCGAGUGUGUGGCCGCAGGCACAGACGCCAUCUCCUACGGCCCCGCUGCUCUCGGCACCUCCCCAGCCUUGGACAACUUGCUGAAGCCAGUGCAGGUGGUGAGGGCCCAGCAGAGGGGCAGCUGGGUCUCCCUGCUCUCCACAAGCCCUGGCUCAGACACCAGUUACAUCCUUGGAAGCAGCACCCACUCUCUCCACAAUGAUGACUCAGAUGCUCACCCCACUGCCUGCAGCUCCACCGACUGCCUGUCCCCUGCCAGCUCUCUGGGCAGUCCCUGCCCACCUUCCCCAAGCAUCAGGUCUCACUCUGGAGAAGCUUUUGGCCUGAGUCCCCACCAGCCCAGGGCAGCCUGCACCACCAAAGCCAACACCUCUCCAUCCCAGAAGACACAGGCCAGCAGCUGCCCUGCCUCCAUCCUCAACACCACAGCUGACAUCCCAGUGCUGCUGGUGAACGGGUGCCUGGAACAAGGAGAUGCAUCUUCCAAGCUGGCCAAGGCUCCUCCAGCCUCUGCCAAGCAGAUCCCCCCUCCCAGCUGCAGCCCAGCCUCGAGGCUUGGUGGCUUGAACAAUGCACUGUCAGCACCAGCGCUCUCCUCUGCCUCAGACAGUGCCUCAAGAUCUGGGCAGCCGACCAUGAAGUUUGUGAUGGACACAUCAAAACACUGGUUCAAGCCAAGCAUAACCAGGGACCAAGCAAUCCAGCUGCUGAAGGACAAGGAGCCAGGCACGUUCGUGGUGCGGGACAGCACGUCGUACAGGGGGUCUUUUGGACUGGCCAUGAAGGUUCCUUCCUCUCCAUCUGGCAGCCAGACAGGUGAGGAGAGCAGUGACCUUGUCCGGCACUUUCUCAUCGAGUCCUCUGCCAAAGGGGUGCAUUUGAAAGGAGCCAGCGAGGAGCUGUAUUUUGGGAGCCUCUCUGCCUUUGUGUAUCAGCAUGCCAUCACCCCACUGGCACUGCCCUGCAAGCUGAGCAUCCCCACACGAGAUCUCACUGAUGGAGAAGACAGCCCUGACUGUGCUCCAGAGUCCACACUGUCCCUGCUGAAGAAAACUGCUGUGUGUAACGUCCUGUACCUCAACUCAGUCAACGUGGAGACACUGACGGGAGCCCCAGCCAUCCAGAAAGCCAUCUCUUCCACCUUUGAGCUGGAGACGCUGCCCACACCCACCCUUGUGCACUUCAGAGUGACUGAGCAGGGAGUGACGCUGACAGACAUCCAGAGGAAGGUGUUUUUCAGGCGACACUACCCCCUGGCUUCCAUCAGGUUCUGUGGGAUGGACCCUGAGAACAGAAAGUGGCAGAAAUACUGCAAGUCCUCAAGAAUCUUUGGGUUCGUGGCCAAGAGCCAGACAGAUUCGGAGAACCUCUGUCACCUGUUUGCAGAGUACGACACCGUGCAGCCACCGUCGCUUGUCAUCGACCUGCUCUGCAAGCUCCUGCCAGGCCCGUAG
Molecule: messenger RNA, 2142 nt
Organism: Colius striatus (speckled mousebird)
Lineage: Eukaryota; Metazoa; Chordata; Aves; Coliiformes; Coliidae
Gene: TNS4
Product: tensin 4
Exons: 12
Coding region: 1-2142 (713 amino acids)
Molecular function (GO): protein binding
Source: RefSeq, a predicted model, not a curated record